Messenger RNA from Onychomys torridus (southern grasshopper mouse), 2712 nucleotides. RefSeq names its product thymidine kinase 2 (gene Tk2). Gene Ontology annotation, molecular function: ATP binding; deoxynucleoside kinase activity. Gene Ontology annotation, biological process: nucleobase-containing compound metabolic process. The record is from RefSeq and is a predicted model, not a curated record. Gene Ontology annotation, cellular component: mitochondrion; cytoplasm. Lineage: Eukaryota; Metazoa; Chordata; Mammalia; Rodentia; Cricetidae. The transcript has 10 exons. Bases 406 to 1119 code for a protein of 237 amino acids.
UCUUAAGGCCUUAGGAGAAAAUGGGGCGGGAGCUGCAUUUAACCAGCUCUCAGUGGAUGCAGGUGCCUGCGGACCUAGAGGGCGGGUUCAGGCUUCUUAAUUUCUCCUACUCUUGCUGGUAGUGGGGAUCCUCCUCUUUCCAAAUGGAGCAUUGGUCUCCGCCUGCUGCCGGGGGUUGGCAGUGUUGCCAGCCUUGGCCUAGAAAACAGACAACCUGGGUCCCAUCCCUAAGCCCAAGCCCACCGGCCGCCCUUUGGAAUCUCUUGAGUGUACGUCAUUCCUUGUGUCCACUGUGAAGAUCCUAAGCACACAAUACAGGUAAACAGAGUAGAAUAUACCAAGCGAAGGAAAGUAAGCAAGCACAAAUGGACCUGGACCCAGGCAGACAUCAGACAGUGACAUUUCAUGCGAGACCCAACCAUAGAGGGUCCUGAGAAUGAUAAAGAUAGAGAAAAUGAUAAAGAGAAAAAAGCAGUGGUUUGUGUUGAGGGCAAUAUUGCAAGUGGGAAGACAACGUGCCUGGAAUUCUUCUCCAACACAACAGACGUCGAGGUGUUGAUGGAGCCUGUGCUCAAGUGGAGAAAUGUCCGAGGCCACAAUCCCCUGGGUCUAAUGUACCACAAUGCCAGUCGGUGGGGUCUCACACUGCAGACUUACGUGCAGCUCACUAUGCUGGACCAGCACACUCGUCCUCAGAUGUCACCUGUACGGUUGAUGGAAAGGUCAAUUUACAGUGCAAGAUACAUUUUUGUAGAAAACCUGUAUAGAAGCGGGAAGAUGCCCGAGGUUGACUAUGUGAUUCUGUCUGAGUGGUUUGAUUGGAUCAUCAGGAACAUUGACGUCUCUGUUGAUCUGAUAGUUUAUCUUCGAACCACUCCUGAAAUCUGCUACCAGAGAUUAAAGAUGAGGUGCAGGGAAGAGGAGAAAAUCAUUCCAAUGGAAUAUGUCAGUGCUAUUCAUCGCCUCUAUGAGGAGUGGCUGGUCACUGGUAGCCUUUUCCCAGCUGCAGCCCCUGUUCUGGUGAUUGAGGCUGACCACAACUUGGAGAAAAUGUUAGAACUCUUUGAACAAAACCGGGCCCGGAUAUUAACUCCAGAGAAUUGGAAGCAUGGCCCGUAGGACUGGAUAUGGCAGCAGGUCUACAUGACAGUGUCAGGAGUAUCCCAGAAGGGCCACAUUAGCUGUUGUUUAGAAGCAUUUGGAAGAAUCUACUCUCAGGAGCGUCUGUUACCUGGUCAGAUCUAUUUUUGCUAUAGUCUUUUCAUUUUGGGACAGAUGGCUUUUGUCAUCAGAUCCUUGCAGCACACAUUCCCCCUGUGCCCUUCCUGGUGGCUUCCUGAGGCUGAGGCCCUUUGCUGUGUCCCUGGUGGUGGUCCAGCUGCUAUGUAUCAGGCCACCCAGUGGGCCAAGGGAGCAGCCUUCCGUCAUAGAUAAGGAUUUGAAGCUCGGAGAGGUGCAGGGACUCUUCAAGGUCAUAUAGCCUGUGCAUAGGGGAGCUGGCACCAUCAGACACCUGGCUUGGGCUGCCUCCCCCCCCCCCCCCCCCACCCCCACCCCCACCCCCACCCCCCGAGCUGUUUCUGUUUAGGCCUGCUGUUCUGAGCUCUAGCCCUCCAUGUCUUUGUGAGAGGAGCUGGCAGUAUGUGGACUCUAUGACAUUUCACUACUGGGCAAGGUUCAAGGAGGAUCGACAUCACUAGUCUUUGGCUCUCCUCUGUUAUUUGCCCUGAGCCCAGUGUUUCCUGCUUGAAGAUGCUGUAGCCUCUGCUAUUUUGUCAUCUGGAUCUCAGUGUCAUAGAGGAAUCCUGCAUUGGCCCUUGGAUGGUGCCAGUGUCAUUGAGGAUGAAGGCCCUUCCCAGACUGCUGCCAGUUUUUGUCAUUCUGUGUCAGAAAACAGACUUUUGGGACUUGGACACUUUGCCCUGUGCUGAGUGAGGCCAAGGGCAGGCAGCUGGGCUUCGUAGGCCCCAUCACUGUCUCCUGUCCUGUGUGAGGAACAGGGCCCUUGGAAUUACUGAGUGUUUGUGCCCAAGGGAGAGAGACAUGGUGGCUUUAACUCUUUUGAAGUGUUUUUCCAUCUGAGCGGAUGUCUUGGACCACAGAGCACAGAGCCAUCUCUACUGGAUCAGAAAAUAUCCUAACUUUGCUGGGCCAUAACUGCACACUGAAGCUGCAGCUGCUGCUUGAACCAAUCGAGACCAAGAGGAAGCCAGACUGUUCCUCUAGGAGACAGUGAGACUGGGACCCAGUCAGGGUUUGCAAAUAAAGGCAUAUAAAGUGUUGCAGCUCUUGACUUUCUGGAGUUGGUGGAGUGCAUCUGGAGAAGACUGGAAUCAGACUCAGGGAAAUACAGCAUGGUGAGCUGCUGAUGAACAUGUGCCUCUCCAUGCCUGGUAUGCCUGGUGGCCACAGACAGGGCCAAGAGUCCAGCUGUUGCUCCUUCCUGUUUGGACCGAGUCUUGAGCCCUUUGUGUGGUAGGAGGGAUAGCAGCCAAGGUGACCAUCCAUCAGUACCUGCAGUCUAACAGGGAUCAACCAGAAACCCGAGAAAGGCAGGAACCUUUGUACCAGCAGUCUUGACAUCUUAGGAUUUACAAAUGGACAGUCCCAGCACUUGUCCCUCUGCUUAAUGAUAGCACUUGUUUUGGGAACAAAAGUGAUUUUUAUUCUCUUACUCUAUGGUAGCCAAUAAAUUCUACAUCUAAACCCUGA